Arabidopsis thaliana (thale cress) is the source of this 334-nucleotide messenger RNA. RefSeq names its product low-molecular-weight cysteine-rich 85 (gene LCR85). The coding region runs from base 74 to 334 and encodes 86 amino acids. The transcript has 2 exons. Lineage: Eukaryota; Viridiplantae; Streptophyta; Magnoliopsida; Brassicales; Brassicaceae. The record is from RefSeq and is marked reviewed. Gene Ontology annotation, cellular component: extracellular region.
ACAAAGCGGAAAAAAGAAAGAAGAAUUGAGAGAUAUCUAGUGUUUUAAAAAAAAAAGAACUGAGAAAUCAGCAAUGGGGAGCUUAAGAGUGAGCACAUUUGCUGUUGCAGUAGUUGUAUGUCUCUCCAUCCUCCUCAUGUCUCCUACAGAUGGGCGUAGAGUGUGUGACAGCGCAGCGGGUUUAUGUAGUAUGUUGUUCUCUUGCAAUACACAAUGCAAUUCAUUGGGCCGCAAUUUUACUGGAGGCGAAUGCUCAGAUGCUCGUUUUCCUGGUUUAAGUGUCUGUUAUUGCUGCCAUAAUGUAGAGAGCAGUGCUGAAAUGGAAAGCAUGUGA